Messenger RNA from Fusarium falciforme, 612 nucleotides. RefSeq lists its product as hypothetical. NCBI's taxonomy places the organism in Eukaryota, Fungi, Ascomycota, Sordariomycetes, Hypocreales, Nectriaceae. The transcript has 2 exons. Bases 1 to 612 code for a protein of 203 amino acids. The record is from RefSeq and is a predicted model, not a curated record.
AUGGCUUCGCCCAAGAAGCGAAAGACUGGCUAUGCAACGGCCGCUUCUGCAUCCUCGGAGAGCGAAGCGAGCCUAUCUUCAGUGGACGAGCAACAUGGGGAUAAUAACUCGGCAGCCGAGUGCGCUAGUCACGACCAGGUAGAGUGUGGCUGGAGCAGCGAUGUGCAUCAUGAGAUUCUCUCACAAGCACUACGGCGCCGUCAGCUAGGCCGGACGUAUAAGACUCUGGUCAAGUUCAUGGCCUGCUUAACCGCCACACUUAUGAAAGAGUACAAACUGCUAAGUGCGCCAGGCAAAAAGGUUGACUACUGCAUCUACCUCGACCCAGCUUAUGACACUGAUGAUCCCGGCAUGGGAAACCUUAUUGAUAACCUCCGCAGCCAACUUCCUCUCUACUCCAUUAACAUCACUGGCGAGAUCUCUCUGCUGAAAAUGCCACUGGCAAUCCCUAUUAAGAUAAAACGCUCCGGCGAGGGCGGCGACGACGCAGCGCUGCAAGUAGCAACCUGGCUCGAGGCGCAGAUGGAAUUCCUAUACCGUCUGAUCAGCCGCUGCGCAAGCUCUAGACCCUCCCUUGAUGACAUUGGCUUCAUGCCAGGGCUGAUCAUAUAA